CGUCGUGUUGUUCUUGUCGCUGCAUUUCGUGCUUCCAUUAUACAGCUGACUACCUGUACCAGUGUCCCUCUCAGUGUGUGCGCGUGUGUCUUUGCAGGAUGCGCGUCUAAUUGGCGUUUAUAGUUGUUUAGCCCAGCUGCAAGCCAUUUGAAUUGCAAAAUUUAUGGAAAUGUUGCGCCUGCUUUGGCUUUUAUGCGCUGCAUUUGGCCAAUUCAGUGAUCCUGUCUUAGCUGAAAUCGAAUAUAAUACCAUCAAUGCCGAUGGAUCGUUUCAAUUUCGACAUGCAAAUGAUGACAUUGGCGGCUACUAUCACAGCGCCUCUGGCACUCCGGACAACAUCGUGCGAGGUCGUUAUGGUUCGCGUAGUCCAGCGAGCGGACAGAUCGAAGAGACCGUCUAUACAGCCGGACCACGUGGCUUUCGCGUGAAUGGACCGAAAAUACAUCGUAAAAUGGAUUUGGCACAGUAUCCGGUACUUCCACGUGGCAGUCCCGAUGAUCCCCUCGCCGAUCCCUACGAUGAUCCCUCCUACAGCUUCAGCUAUCGCUCGUCGGAUCAGUCUCGCAGCGAGGAGAAUGAUGCCAACAAUAGAAUAAGAGGUCUCUACUCCUAUUUGGAUGAUGUGGGUGAGCGGCACAGCGUGCGUUAUGCUGCUGGCGCUGGAACGGGCUUUGAGAUUUCCAAUGCGGUACCUGAUAAUCCCGUUAGUGUCGGCUACUCCAGUCCGCUGUACAAGGCGCAUCCCAAGACUCGUGGCAAAAUGUCCGUACAGCGGGGUCCGGCGGGCACCUACAAGCUGAUUGCAGCUGGUCCGGAUCAUCGACGUGCCGAGAGUCGUGCUCCAGAUGGAUUAGUGCGCGGCACCUACUCCUUCCUGGACGACAAAGGCGUGCAGCGCACUGUGGAGUAUAUAGCUGGGGCGGGCAUUGGCUACCGAGUGGUGAAAAAUAGAGUGGGACCUGGUACUCACAUAAAUCCCUCCGUAGCGGACUUUCGACUAAGCGACACGGAUUUCCGAUUGGCUAAUGAUUUUGGUCGGGGAGCGGGCGGGAAAUUGGGCGGAGGCGGUGGUGGCAGUGGGAGCAGUGUUGGUGGUAGUGGCAGUGGUGCCAGUGGUAUUGGUGGUUCAGGAACAAGUGGAGCUAGUGGACCAAGUGGUGACGGUGGAGGUGGUGGUAGAGGGCGAAUUGGCGGCGGAGGAGCUGGCACAGAUUACUUAAAAGCUGGAGGAAAGACAGAUAUAAGAGUAGCUGGAAACGGGUUAGAUAAUGCUGAAGAUGACAUUGAAUUGAACAGCAACUCCGGUGGAUCUGCAACUGCAGAUGGUGUGAAGUCUGAUCGAAGAGGCUAUGCGGCAGGCAGCUCGCAAAGAGGCAGCACCAGAUAUGAUGGAGGUGGUGGAAAUGGAGGCGGAGCUGGAGGUGGAGGUGGCGGCAGAUAUGAUGGAGGAGGAAAUUCUGGAACUGGAGGAGGCGGAGGAGGUAGAUAUAAUGGAGGAGGAGGAAGUAGAAGCGGAGGUGGCGGUGGAGUUGGCGGGGGCGGUGGUGGAUACAGAGAGAGCAGCUCUGCAGGCAGCAGAAAUCGAGGUGCCACAAGCACGAAUCGCCUCAAUGCAAGUGGAUCAAGAAAUCGCAAUAGAUUUAGUGGGGCUGGUGGAGGAGGAGGAGGAGGAGGUAUAGGUGGCUUAGCUUCCGCUGAAGGCAUAGCCACUGGAUCAGGCAGCGCAGCUAGUGGACCGGAUGACAAUUACAAUCUGAAUGAUGAUGAUGUGGGUGGCUCCCUGCCCCCGCUGGUGACCACCAAUCAUCGCAUACUGGAAAUUGAUCGGGAUCGAGAGUGGGUGCAACGACAUCGCGACUCCACGAUCAUUAGGAAUGUGGGCAAAUGGUAUGUGGGUCUGCCACCAGGCCAAAGUGUCCGAGCUCAUGUGCAGAACAUAGAUAUUUUGCCACUUGGCGGACGAGUCGCAUUGUCACCAUCGGAGGCACUGCGCCAGGACGAGAUGGCCGAGCUGGCCGCCUCCAGGGAGCACUAGAAGGCAAUAACUAGUUGUAGUUGGAUAGCUAAUAGUUGUUAGUUAAGUAAGUGCUCGCAACUAAGAUAAGUAACUGAAACGGUGUCAACUGCGGUUGCGCGUGGUUUCAGCUGUAACUGUAACUGUAACACUAUUUAUGCUAAAUACAUAAUACAUUUGUGCGUGUCUAUGCCAA
Drosophila mojavensis is the source of this 2210-nucleotide messenger RNA. RefSeq names its product fibroin heavy chain (gene Cpr73D). Bases 164 to 2035 code for a protein of 623 amino acids. The record is from RefSeq and is a predicted model, not a curated record. NCBI's taxonomy places the organism in Eukaryota, Metazoa, Arthropoda, Insecta, Diptera, Drosophilidae. Gene Ontology annotation, molecular function: structural constituent of chitin-based larval cuticle. The transcript is spliced from 4 exons. Gene Ontology annotation, cellular component: chitin-based extracellular matrix.